Molecule: messenger RNA, 2563 nt
Organism: Cuscuta epithymum
Lineage: Eukaryota; Viridiplantae; Streptophyta; Magnoliopsida; Solanales; Convolvulaceae
Source: the annotation of a GenBank genome assembly
CAACAUUUAGCCGGGUCGUAUCACUCUGAGCACUUUUCUCUUCUAGUUUCGUAAUACCACCACCGCAGUUUUGUUAAAAGCUGCACUGCGGCAGCUGGUUGAAAACACACACUCUCUCACCUCUUUUUUUAUUCUUUAUUUUCCCCGAAAUGAAAUGCUUUCAACCUUCCACUAUAAAUAUGGUUUAAUAUUGGUUUAUAGAACAGGACAGCUAAAGCACCCCUUCACCUGCUGAGAGGAAGAGGGGAAACAGAGAGGAACUAAAUGACAAUUUAGCUAAUCUGUUUUCUUGAAUUCAAUGAGAGAGAACCCCUUCUCAUUACAAUCAUAUCCAUAAAAAUGUGCCUUUUUUAGUUGAUCCUCAAACCCACAUUCCGGCUUCUCAAAACUCACAUUGCUAGAUUUCUUCGUUCCAAAACAAACUAAAUUUCUUUUAGCCCCAUCACAUUCUCAUCUGGUUAGGCCUCCUCUGACAAGAUUGACAUUUUUUUGUACUUGAGUCAUCCUAGCAUUUUUUUGCUGCGAAAUGGGAAAGUAUUUUUCUAGCUCAUUCGAUGAUUUGGACAGUGAGGUUGAAUCAUAUUUAGUGAGAACUAUAAGUUUUGGAAGUGAUGGCUUGAAGACCACCAUCGAAUCCAUAAAUUUCAGCAGCGAUGACACAGAGUCUCCCAUAUUAAAAUCACUCGGCUCAGGAAAGAUGAUCCUUAAAGGGUCACUUAGUUUUAAGGGCGGGGAAUUGGAGACCAAGAUCUCCUUGGUGUCUCCUGUUUUCCAUAAGGAGACAAUUAGAUCGGGUGGCAUAGCAUAUGAAAGACUGCCCACACCAGAUGGUGUGAAAGCCCUACCUCCCGCCGGCAUUUCUAACCAAAGAGACCUGGCUGCUCUAAAAUUGCAGAAGACAUAUAAGAGUUUUCGGACACGAAGGCAACUAGCAGACUGUGCUGUACUUGCAGAGCAAAGAUGGUGGAAGAUUUUAGAUUCAGUCGAACUCAAGUACAAUUCUAUAUCAUUCUUUGACAUUGAGAAACCUGAAACUGCCAUUUCUCGUUGGUCCAGAGCAAGUGCAAAAGCUGCUAAGGUGGGAAAAGGUUCGUCGAAGGACGAGAAGGCACGUAAACUAGCUCUGCAGCACUGGCUUGAAGCAAUUGAUCCACGUCAUCGCUACGGUCACAAUCUUCAGUUUUAUUAUGUCAAGUGGCUUCAAUGUGAAAGCAGGCAGCCUUUCUUCUACUGGUUGGACAUUGGUGAAGGUAAGGAAGUAAAUCUAGAGAGGUGCCCUAAAUCUAGACUUCAACAGCAGUGCAUUAAGUAUCUUGGACCGAUGGAAAGAGAGGCAUAUGAAGUGACAGUGGUAGAGGGGAAGUUUUGCUAUAAGAAGACCGGUAAGGCCCUUGACACAAGGGGAGGCCCUGAAGGUGCCAAGUGGAUUUUUGUGCUAAGUGUGUCAAGGGUUUUGUAUGUUGGAAUGAAGCAUAAAGGAACCUUCCAGCAUUCUAGUUUCUUGGCUGGUGGUGCUACAUUGUCGGCUGGGAGGUUAGUCGUAGAAGAUGGCACUCUGAAGGCAGUCUGGCCACACAGUGGGCAUUAUCUCCCUACAGAAGAAAAUUUUGAGGAGUUUUUGUCUUUCCUCAACGAUCACGAUGUUGAUAUUUCUGUUGUACAGAAAGCACCAAGUGGUGAGGAGGAAGAAGCCUUCAUUAUGAAGGAAAAAAGUUUAAGCCUAAAAAAACACUCCAGUGAAGACUGUUCAGGUGAAAAUCGGGAUGUGCCAAAGUCAAGAUGUCCACCGAGACGAAUGAGACCAAACAUUGCCAAACUCCAGAUUCCGAAGAGGGAUGACAUCAUUGAGUUGUUCAAAGAACAGAAAGAACACAAAUCCAUUGCAGAAACACCAACAGAUGGGUACGUCACAGCAGAAGAAGACGAGCUUUCCGAUACGGACAUUUCGGUUGCCAAACACAACUUAUUCGUGGGUGAAAAUGAAGAAGACUAUGACGAGCAUGUUCCUAAAGAUAAGAUUAUCAAAAGGAUAAACUCUCAUAAGAAAAUGAAAUCCUAUCAGUUGGCCCAUCAACUCUCAUCCAGAUGGACAACUGGGGCAGGACCGCGCAUUGGAUGCAUGAGGGACUACCCCUUAGAGCUCCAAUUUCGUGUGUUGGAGGAGGCUCAGUUGUCCCCUAGGAGUGGUGCUCAUUUGUCUACCCGGAAAUCUGCCCGUUCACACGCAAGCAAUUCAUUUAAAAGACCAGUGACCGCCAAAAGUCCACUUGCAGCAAAACCAAACACCCCCUUAGUGCUGUCCUAAAUGGAAGGGGAUAAGACAUAUACUAAUCCCUAGUUUUUCUUUUAGAUGGAAAAUAUGAAGUUGGAAUGCAUGUCCUGCCACUUCUAUAGCAAAUCUGUAGUUUCAGCCAUUCUUUUACUAUUCUUUUGUAAAUCAUACAAAAGAGGACAAAUGAUUCCUCUUUCAUCGUUAUUCUUAAUAUAUUUUUCUUUUAAAAAAUGAAGUCUUGAGUUCUGUAAUCCCUACUUUCAUGUUCCUUGAGUUUUUCCAAACAUUGAU